AUGAGUCUUAAAGAGCUCUUUUGGAAUGAGAAGCAGAAACUGAGUAUGAUGAACUUGGUUGUGACGGCUGUAAUCGCGUUAUUUUCAAGCUUGUUUGGAACUGUUUAUCUGCUGUCGCAUUCGCCUAGGAGGACAUUCCUAGAAGAGUUAGAGUACACAACAUGUGGUUCUGACGGUGUCAUUGAGCAUGGUAAGCUGCCUUUGGUAGUAGAUGACCACAGUGCCCUUGAGGAUAUUGAACUUUCCGUGGUAGUGCCGAGCUAUAACGAAACGGGCAGAAUCCUGAUAAUGCUAAAAGAAGCAAUUGAGUAUUUGAGAAAGGAGCUCGAGGACAGAUGGGAGAUCUUGAUUGUUGACGACGGCUCGAAAGACGGAACCGCAGACUUUUGCUUAAAUUUGGCCGAAAGAGAGUUCAAAUUGCAAGCUGGCCAAUUACGUGUAGUUAAGCUCAGCAAGAACAGAGGUAAGGGUGGGGCCGUUAAACAUGGGCUUUUGCACAUUCGUGGGAGGUACGGACUUUUUGUAGAUGCAGAUGGUGCUAGUAAGUUUGCCGAUGUGAGCAAGCUUCUGGAAUCCGUCAAAAGCCAUGAAAAGAGCAAGAAACCCGCACUAGCCAUUGGAUCUCGUGCCCACAUGGUCAAUUCGGAAGCUGUUGUCAAGAGAUCUUUCAUAAGAAAUUUUUUGAUGUAUGCUUUGCACACUCUCGUUUUCAUUUUUGGCAUUAGAUCUAUCAAAGACACUCAAUGUGGGUUUAAACUCUUUAACAGAGAAGCUAUAGUUCAGAUAUACCCAUUUCUUCACACAGAGGGUUGGAUUUUUGAUGUUGAAGUGCUUAUCUUGGCGCUUAGAAAAGGCAUCAAAGUCGACGAAGUACCCAUUUCUUGGCAUGAAGUUAGUGGUUCUAAAAUGGAUCUAGCGUGGGACAGUCUCAUGAUGGCCAAGGAUUUGACUGUUAUACGAAUGGCUUAUAUGCUGGGGAUCUACAGUGAUAAAAGACCAUGCUAG
Molecule: messenger RNA, 1005 nt
Organism: Lachancea mirantina
Lineage: Eukaryota; Fungi; Ascomycota; Saccharomycetes; Saccharomycetales; Saccharomycetaceae
Source: the annotation of a GenBank genome assembly